AUGGAGAUGUGGCGUGUCAUUUUGGUGCUUGCUUUUUCAUCAGCGCUACUGCAUGCAACUAGUGCACGCAAGGUGCCUGGUGAUGAUGGUCAUGGAAGCACAACUGAUCAGCAUACAAUGAUUGUGCAUGCAAGUGCACCAGUGGCAGAGUUACCUACUGGUCUUCGUGACAAGAAGUGCAUCUUUGGCGGCGUUGGUGGGUUGGCAGGAAUGGGAGGUUUUGCUGGAGCUGGCGGGGUGAUGCCGGUUCUCGGUGGAAUUGGUGGAGGGAUUGGGAAAGUUGGUGGAAUAGGAGUAGGAGGUAUUGGUGCUGGUGCUGGUGGUCUCAGUGGAGUUGGUGGAUUAGGUGGUGCUGGUGGCUCUGGUGGUCUAGGUGGUGCUGGCGGUGGCGUUGGUGGUGGAGCUUGGCCUUCUCUGACAGCCCUCCACUGCCUCCUAAUAUACCAACUCCUACGCUGUCUCCUUCCAUUGCCAGCGGUGGAGGACAGGGUGGUGGUGGUGGGAGCUGUGCCGGUUGAGGAAGUGAAGGCUCAGGUUAUGGUUAUGGCAGUGGGUAUGGCCAUGGAACCAAUGGUGGUGAAGGAGGUGCUGGCGGAGGUGGUGGAGCUGGUAGAGCCGGUGGUACUGGCUCUGGCUUUGGAGGUGGAGCUGGUUUUGGUGGUGGCAGUCCUAGGAAAUUAG
This is a messenger RNA of Malus domestica (apple), 681 nucleotides long. Its product is annotated as glycine-rich cell wall structural protein-like. Lineage: Eukaryota; Viridiplantae; Streptophyta; Magnoliopsida; Rosales; Rosaceae. The record is from RefSeq and is a predicted model, not a curated record.